AUGUUGCAUGGAGCAAGAGGAGGGAGACUGCUUCGUUAUCCUGCACUGAGGACGAACGAAGAGGACGAGGACGAGCGGGCGCUUAUAAGAGCUCAACCCGGGGCCGAGAUCUCGCGAGAUCGUGUCGUGUUACACGAUCUUCGCAGCAGUUGGGCUCCGACGGCAGAGAGGAGGAGACGGUUUCCCGCAGAUGUCUACUGUUUCCUGACUCAAUCCGGGAGUCUAGAAGUAGCCAUGGCGUCUGGCCUGCCCAGCGUUGUUGUGUUGGCUCUGUGCGUGACCCUGGCCCCUUGUGUGUCUGCGGGGAGCCAGGACUGUGACUCCUACAGAGAUACAUUAAGCCAAUACCACUCAAGCCAGACAUGCAGGAUAGGAUUUUGCUGUGGUUCCUGCUAUAACAGAUACUGCUGUCAGGAUAGUUUCUGGCGUUUUUCUAAGGAUGAACAAGAUGACUGUGAUGAUUUUGGCUAUAGAAGUUCACCAAUGCCCAUGAUCCUUGGUAUUGGUGGCCUUGUGACCUGUUUGCUCAUCUUCAUCUGCUGCUGUGUCUGUCCCUGCUGCUGCCUGUACAAGAUGUGCCGCAAGCCACGACCUGUAAUAGCUACCACCACCCACACCACAGUGGUCACCACCGCUCCUCAGCAGUACCCCCAGCAACCAACUGCAACACCUGCACAGCCUCAGUCCUACCAGGGGGCCCAGUAUCCACCCUACCAGCCCGUACCAGUGCAGCCGGGUUAUGGAACCCAGCCCAUGCCCCAGGGCUACGGAGCCCAGCCCAUGCCAACAUCAGGCUACCCGGGACAACCGUUCACAGCCGGACCCCCACCAACAUAUCAGGAAGCCACGGGUCCUUGCUACCCUCCCAACCCGAUGCCUUACAGCCAGGCUGCGUACAGCCCCGGCCAGCCAGCGUACCCUCUGCAGCCGCCUGUCCAGCCGCAGCCAGGCGUUCCACCCGCACGCCCAGACUACCUUGCCCAGCCAGCAUACAACCCGGAUUUUGUUGCACCACCACCCAAAACUGGAUAAUAGACCACAGUACCACACGCUCAGCCACUUAAUAUGUGCUGCAACAUUUUCAAACUUGGCAGAACUGGAAAUGUGUUAUCUGAAUCAAGAUGUUGAUUGUUUCUGAGCGUCUUGAUUUGUGUAUUUUGGUGGUUAAAAUUUGGAAAAAUCAUGACACAUUUGUAGUUGUUACAAUACAUCUGUACUGUUGAAGAGAUGCCAAGUAAAAAUACCUCUUGGCUCGUAUUGCAUGGACUUACAAUGUACAAGUGUUGAGAUUGUCUUUUUUUUUUUUUUUAAUAUAUUUCUUAGUGACUCCAUCUUAGUCAUCUUGGUAAAUUACACACAAAACUACUCAGUCUUUGACAUGUUUCCAGCCUUCUGAACCCUGC
Morone saxatilis (striped sea-bass) is the source of this 1403-nucleotide messenger RNA. Its product is annotated as protein shisa-4-like. Lineage: Eukaryota; Metazoa; Chordata; Actinopteri; Moronidae. Bases 1 to 1032 code for a protein of 343 amino acids. The transcript has 8 exons. The record is from RefSeq and is a predicted model, not a curated record.